UCACCACUCUUGCAGGGGUCGAGUUCAGCACCUGGGAAAGCACUUGGUGGAAGACAUGGGGCAAGCAAGCACGAGCACGCAAGAUGGCGAGGAAAUGGACAUCAUAACUCUGCAGGCGAUGUACAGAAAAUUCGUAACGGAGUGUCCUAGCGGUGUUUUAUUUUUGCACGAGUUCAAAAAGUUUUUUCAAAUAGAUCCGACAGGGGAAGCCUCGGACUUUGCAGAAAACAUUUUUCGAGCGUUUGACAAGAAUGGGGAUGAGACCAUAGAUUUUUUGGAAUUUGUAGCAGCCUUGAAUAUCGCCUUCAGAGGAAGUUUAGAGCACAGAUUGAGGUGGUCAUUUAAAGUGUACGAUAAGGAUGGAAACGGAUACGUCGACAGACGUGAGCUCCAGGAAAUCGUUGAUUCGAUUUGCAGGAUACAGCAGAGCUGCAGAAGCAAUCCUGAUUGCCAAGCGCUCUCGGUCGAAGAGAUCUCCGAAAGAAUACUUAAAGUCGUAGACUCAGAUGGAGAUGGACAAAUUACUCUGGAAGAAUUCCUUGAAGGUGCACAGAGGGAUGAAUGGGUGAAGAACAUGCUGAAGCUGGACAUGAACCCUUACGCCUGGGUUUUGCAGCAAAGGCGAAAAAGUUCUAAUUUUUGAAGUAAACCUCCAAAUCGUGUCUCCCAAAUGAAGCACCCAACUCUGACACUAGGACGGAGAGAAGUGGUGCUUGUGGAGUUUCAAAAAAAAUUCAAACCACACUAAUGCCAGCUCUUGCUGGGAGGUUUGGUCAGCAGGGAUAUCACCCCAAAAUAGACCAGAGACAGAAACUUUAUUUGAAACUGGCUUUUGCCACUGGUUAAAAUUACUAACCAUAUUUUUGCCAACAAUCACCAAAAAAAAUGUAAUUUCACAUGGUGACUGGUUCCAAGUAGAAUUGGUGACCAUUGGCAGGCGAUUCAUUCGUGUCUCUUACGAUAGGCCUGCUGCUCUCUUAUUCACAUUGUACAAAAAAUCUGAACUGCGGUAACUGGAGAAAAUGAAUAGAGUCAUUACAAAGACAAUGCCUUCUGGCAUUGCCCAUAAAUUACACGAUUAAACCUGAGCUGGGAACCCCAUAUAGUGGCACUUAUUUUAGUUUCUUGUCCACGUCCUGAAUGCCCAAAUGAAACUGGGGCUUGCGCAACAUAUUUUAAUUUCGGGAUUUGGGUGAUUGAGAUAAGGAAAUAAAGUCCAAUUACAUAUAUAUGUAAUACUACCGACACCCUUACAGUUAAUGUCACCAUUGCCUUGCAGCACUGAAUAAUGGGGAUGUAUAAAGGAAAUGGCAAUGGAAGGGGCAAACGCCACCCAUUCUGAGGUUAAGUGAUUGCAUGGCUAAAGUGAGGAUGCUCCUACCUCAAGUGUUCUGUGCAGUGUCAAUAACAAGUUCCUUAAGUCAAGACUGGGCCUUGAUAAUCCGAUCCAUUCCAAGUAGUUUCCUUGUAGACCAGGUGUAGUCCUCUUCACCUGUGGAGGGUGCUGUAUUUCUACCUCAGUUGGUACUUAAACUUAAAGCUGAAUUCAACUGAAUGUAGUACAUACAGUAUAUAGGAAGUCCCGUACAUAUUACAAAUGUGUAAAUAGGCUGCUAAGGGAGUUGUAAAACCUGAAGACCAGAACUCCUCACCUCCACUAAAGACAGUUUUGUUAAUUCUGUGUAUUUAAUCUAUAUUUACCAACACAAAAAACAUUAUAAAAUAAUAAUAGAAAGAUAAAAUUAUUUGUAACACAUUUGUUGUAUUAGGCCUAUUUAUCCGAUCUCAAUGUUUAACUGUUAUGUCUUUUUUUACAUUGUACCGAGUUUAUCAUGUGUAUAUAUGUAAAUAAACAAUAUUAGUUCGAUAUAUCAGUUCCAGCUUUUAAUGUAGUAACACAUUGUUACCUGUACAGGUGACGACAGCAUUUUUUUAUGGUAUGUAUGUCCUGCAGAAUAUACAGAGCAGAAAAUGUGUUGUGUUCAGUUACUUGAGUAGAGCGGUGCAGAGAGCUUUUGAGGGGCGGGUACUCAAAGUGAGAAAAGGGCACACCAAACUAGAGAAACAGUUUAACGAUAACCCCACAGGUGCCUGUAUAUGAGUCGUGUAAACACUGCCUUUACUAAGGUAGAGAAAAUGCAUUGUCAGUCUGAAUGGAGCAUUUCAACUUGAACACUGUCCCUACAUUAGCAGACUCACGAAGAAAGUGUGAAUCAUAUACCGACUUAACGCUUUCAUUUGCAUUAUGGUAGCCGUGUACUGAGGUGUUGAAUAAAAGGAAGUGUUGAAUUAA
This is a messenger RNA of Anguilla rostrata (American eel), 2293 nucleotides long. Its product is annotated as guanylyl cyclase-activating protein 2-like. Gene Ontology annotation, molecular function: calcium sensitive guanylate cyclase activator activity; calcium ion binding. Gene Ontology annotation, cellular component: photoreceptor inner segment; cone photoreceptor outer segment. NCBI's taxonomy places the organism in Eukaryota, Metazoa, Chordata, Actinopteri, Anguilliformes, Anguillidae. The transcript has 4 exons. The record is from RefSeq and is a predicted model, not a curated record. Gene Ontology annotation, biological process: visual perception. The coding region runs from base 56 to 643 and encodes 195 amino acids.